Messenger RNA from Priapulus caudatus, 495 nucleotides. RefSeq lists its product as uncharacterized. The transcript has 4 exons. The record is from RefSeq and is a predicted model, not a curated record. Lineage: Eukaryota; Metazoa; Priapulida; Priapulimorpha; Priapulimorphida; Priapulidae. Bases 118 to 495 code for a protein of 125 amino acids.
AAGGCAGUCGGUACCAACAGCACUGCGCCUGUGAAAAUUGAGAUAGGUCCCGCCGACACGUGGAACCGGGUCACCUUCACUGCGCUCUACUCGUACGGCGAGAGUCUAGACGUUAACAUGACCGUGGCGUCACCUGGCGGUCAGCUGUAUGAGGCGACGCGAGAUCCCAGUAUAUCUGUUCUCCGUGUCGUCAACGAAGCAGCCGACAUCGAGGUCGGUCUGUGGAUAAUUGAUAUCAUCAACGCCGAUGAGUUGUUGGAAGCGAAGGCGAUGAUAUUCGUUCAUUGCUGGUCGGAUGGUGAGGUGCCCGUCAAGCUAAACAUGCACACGAAUACUGCAGAGAUUGAUGGCGAGGGAUUGAUCGUGAAUGUAGAGCUAUCAGGCAGCGCCGUCGCCAUGCGGGCCGUCGCCACGGAGGUACACGCUGCCGUGCAUGACCCGGCAGGGGGCACCACAGUCGUGCAGCUGUUCGACAACGGAAUAGGCAACAUGUGA